AUGUCUGCUUUGCAAUCUGCCAUUGCGGAGAUACAGGCUGACCCAAUUGUAUUACCAAGGGACAUUUACAAGUCCAAAACGAGACACUAUAUCCACGAACUGUUGCACAUCUCCUACUUCAAAAUUGGGGUCCUGAUAUACGUGCUUUUCUUAACCAGCACUGUACUGAUGGUGCAAGACACCAGGGAAUACGUGUUGUCCGCAUUCAUGAUUAUCAUAUGUGCCGUGGGGGCCGUUGCAAUCGUGGUUUUCAUCUUCCGCUACCACUAUCUAAUCCGGGUCUUCAAUUCGAACACCAAGAUACUGUUCUUGGGGGAAGUAGUGAAGCAUAGACCGAGCUUGGACCCGGAGUCCUGGAACGCGAUUGCAGAUCGGAUGAACCAGCAAUUUUACAGCACAGAAGAAUGGUCCACCCCGUACUACUUCUACGAUGGACAGAGCUGUCUCGAGUUCUUCAGAUCGUUUGUCAUAGGCCCCAAAUGUAAUACUCAGACAUUGGCUCAGUUUGCAAACGGAUUCCGUCCACAGGGACAGACAGAAUUAGAGAUGAAUGCCGUUGCAGCGGCGUAUACUAACCUUGCUACGGAAGACUACGAACUCGAAAAAUUCAAGGAAAGAGCACUGGAGGUGUACCUGACCGCUGUGGAUGAGUACCUGGAGAAACAGUACCCUCACCUUCUCGAUGAUUGA
This is a messenger RNA of Huiozyma naganishii CBS 8797, 690 nucleotides long. RefSeq names its product DUP/COS family protein. The transcript has a single exon. Bases 1 to 690 code for a protein of 229 amino acids. The record is from RefSeq and is a predicted model, not a curated record. NCBI's taxonomy places the organism in Eukaryota, Fungi, Ascomycota, Saccharomycetes, Saccharomycetales, Saccharomycetaceae.